This is a messenger RNA of Clupea harengus (Atlantic herring), 2529 nucleotides long. It is a transcript of the gene mpp7b, whose product is annotated as MAGUK p55 subfamily member 7-like. Bases 324 to 2045 code for a protein of 573 amino acids. Gene Ontology annotation, molecular function: protein binding. The transcript has 17 exons. NCBI's taxonomy places the organism in Eukaryota, Metazoa, Chordata, Actinopteri, Clupeiformes, Clupeidae. The record is from RefSeq and is a predicted model, not a curated record.
AUUUGGGUCAGUAUUGAUGAUUAUCAACCAGGGCAGUGUUGUCUGUUACAUUCAGUGGCUCAUUUCUACUGACAGUGGCUUCUGUUUGCCUUUUCCGGUCCUCUUGGGGCUUGGAUAUAACCUGAGUGGAAAUAAGCUCUCUAUAAAAAUAUCCUUUUCCGAUGUGUAAUAUACCUGUAUACCUGUGGUUGCAGAAGAUUUGAACAAGGACAAAUGAGAAUUUGAGAGGUGAAGCCUGUCCACCCUUCAGAUGGAGUGUUGAUCCAACACCAGUAACUGACCCCUUUGAUAUCAUCCGCUGCAUUAUUUGCAUACAAAGGAGCAUGCUGAGCCCACCCACCGUAGGAGACGGGAUAUUGGACAUGGAUCACACUUCACAUUACAGUGUGUGCAGGCUCCUCGCCUCUCUACUGUAUGGGCUGGAGUCUCAUAUGGAUGACAGUGAGGACAGCAAUUUCCUGCAGGACACACUUAUGGGGAACACACUCCAUCUGCUCAUCAGGGUCUAUGAGAGAUUGCUUCGCUUUGGAGCCCAGAGGCUCAAACCCAUCCAGGACAGUGCAGAGUGCCUGGCAGGCGAGUUGGCUCUAGAGCUAAGGGAGUCGUAUGCCAGUCCAGAGGCAGCUGAGCUGUACUACCUGCUGUCCAAACCCCACCUUAAGAGUCUGCUGUCUGUCCACGAUUCUGUGGCACAGAAAAAUUACGACCCUGAGCUUCCACCUCUGCCCGGCAACAUUUGUGACGAAGAGGAAGACUCAGUAAAGAUCGUUCGGCUUGUCAAAAAACAAGAGCCUCUGGGUGCCACUAUAAGGAGGGAUGAAUUCACUGGUGCUAUCGUUGUGGCUCGAGUUAUGAGGGGAGGAGCAGCAGAUCGAAGUGGAUUAAUUCGUGAGGGGGAUGAGCUCAGGGAAGUCAAUGGCAUUCCAGUGGAGGACAAGGACCUGGAAGACAUUAUCCCCAUACUGGCUCAGGCGGAUGGGGCCGUAACCUUUAAAGUGAUACCAGGUACCAAAGAAGAGCCAGCAGUCAACGACACCAAGACCUUUGUCAGAGCUCUCUUUGACUACGAUCCUGAAGACGACCCAGCGAUCCCAUGUAAGCUGGCGGGUCUGGCAUUUAAGAGGGGCGACGUCCUCCAGAUCAUGUGCCAGGAGGACGAGGUGUGGUGGCAGGCCCGGCACCAUGACACUAACUCUCAAGCAGGGUUGAUCCCAUCCAGAGAACUUCAUGAGAGGCGAGUGUCCCAUCGCACAUCAUCCUGUAGGUUUUCUGGCCUCAGAAAGAGCUUCCGGCUGAGCAGGCGAAACAGCGAAAGCGACAAACAGUCAAGAUGGAGGAAGUUCAGGAGACAUCGCCACGGCCUGAUUCCCACCUAUCUCGAGGUCGUGCCCUACCAGAGGGGACCAGCAGACCCUCACCGUAUGGUGCUGAUGUUCGGGCCCAGCGGAGUGGGGCUGAGCGAGCUGAAGAGGAAGCUGCUGCUGUCCGACCCUGAGCUCUACAGCGUCACUGUACCACACACCAGUCGCGAGCAGAGAAAGCACGAGAAAGAAGGGGUGGAGUACCACUUUGUCUCGAGGCACACAUUUGAAAAAGACAUCCUCAACCACAAGUUUAUAGAGUAUGGUGAGCAUAGUGGAAACUAUUACGGAACAAGCCUGGAGUCGGUGCAAAGGGUGUUAGCGGAGGGCAAGGUGUGCCUGCUGGAUGUGGAGCCUCAAACGGUGGAGAAACUGUACACCAGGGAACUCAAACCGUAUGUGGUGUUCCUGAAGCCGCCUCCAAUAGAGAGCCUGCGUCUGAGCCGAAGGAAAACCAAAGUCAUCUCAAGCAGAGAUGAGAGGACACAGACCAAAACCCUCACGGAGGAGGACUUUGAAGACAUGAUCGCCUCUGCCCACGCUAUGGAAAGCCAGUAUGGACACCUGGUUGAGGAGGUGAUAGUCAACGAUGACCUGGCUUUGGCUUUCACCGAGCUGAAGAAUGCACUGAGGAAGAUCGAGAAGGAGCCCCAGUGGAUCCCUGUAGCGUGGGCACAGGACUAGAGGGGAGGACAGAAGAUGUAGUCUAAUCACUGAUCAAAGUCAUUCUCAGAGAUUUAUGACUGAAUUAAAAACUGUCCGAUAACUCAGGUGAUGUUUUAACAAUGAGUUGAACACAAUCUUAAAAUUAACCUUCCAGAAGGGACGUCGAGUGUGUUCCUUCGAAGGACAUUAGACAGUUUCAUGUGUUUUGGAAAAAUUCUUGGUCUCGAGCCUCUAAAUAAAAUGCCUGUGUGCUUCCUCACAGUCUGUGUCAUACCUGAUGCUGGGGCCAUAUUUUCUCUCCUGUGUUCCUCAGGUCUCUGUGUAAUGUUGUGGUCCAUGUUUUGACAUUAAAAGCUUGCAGGCUUUGGCACACCCCGACGAGAUGUGUUCUCAAUUUGAAGCGUAAGUGGGUUGGAGCGGGGACUCUCUGAUCCUCCUUAACCUCGUGCAGGAGGAAUGAGCUCAGGGAUGAGGGCGCUGAAACGUGUCCAGGUACACAAAC